Schistosoma rodhaini is the source of this 438-nucleotide messenger RNA. The record is from the annotation of a GenBank genome assembly. Lineage: Eukaryota; Metazoa; Platyhelminthes; Trematoda; Strigeidida; Schistosomatidae.
AUGAAUUCCACUGAAAUCACAAACGGACCAAAUCAAACAAUAACUGAAAACUCAGAAGCUCUGGAUGAUGAUGAUGAUGAUGAUGAUGAUGAUGAUGAUGAUGAUGAUGAUGAUGAUGAUGAUGAUGAUGAUGAUGAUGAUGAUGAUGAUGAUGAUGAUGAUGAUGAUGAUGAUGAUGAUGAUGAUGAUGAUGAUGAUGAUGAUGAUGAUGAUGAUGAUGAUGAUGAUGAUGAUGAUGAUGAUGAUGAUGAUGAUGAUGAUGAUGAUGAUGAUGAUGAUGAUGAUGCAUUUCACAUAAAUAUAAAAAAAUUUAAGCUUUAUGAUAUGAGAAUUAAUAAUAGAAUUGAUCAACAAUUUGAUAAUAAUAAUAAACUAUAUAAAGCAUCUGAUAUAGAUAUAUUGGAUAACAAGAAAGAUUUCAAUAUAUCAAUAUAUUGA